AUGUUGUACUUUGGAGUGCUUCCCUACUCCAAGCAGAUGGAGCUGUGGUUUGACAAGGAUGGGAUUGAGAUUAGGAUAACCAACUGGAAAGACGUUCGACGGUAUGCAGGUCUGUGUCGAAGCGACAUUAAGUCCAACGACGAUGAAAACAAGGACGACGGAAUCAUGGACUCAUGGAAGUUGAAACCACAUUUCACUCUCAAGAUGACUUACGAGUACCCGAUCGCAUGCGUAGAUUUCAUGGAAUCGCAAGGAAAAGAGGCUAUUAAGAAGAGCCUUCAAAGUCUUGAAAUUGGUCUUAGGAAAUAUGGCGAUGACAGCAGCAUUCGCGGGAUGUUGUCGGCCACUGCGGACUUCGGCACAACCUCGUAG
Messenger RNA from Alternaria hordeiaustralica, 372 nucleotides. RefSeq lists its product as uncharacterized. NCBI's taxonomy places the organism in Eukaryota, Fungi, Ascomycota, Dothideomycetes, Pleosporales, Pleosporaceae. Bases 1 to 372 code for a protein of 123 amino acids. The transcript is spliced from 2 exons. The record is from RefSeq and is a predicted model, not a curated record.